Aspergillus melleus is the source of this 831-nucleotide messenger RNA. RefSeq lists its product as uncharacterized. Lineage: Eukaryota; Fungi; Ascomycota; Eurotiomycetes; Eurotiales; Aspergillaceae. The transcript has a single exon. The record is from RefSeq and is a predicted model, not a curated record. Bases 1 to 831 code for a protein of 276 amino acids.
AUGAAAGGUCCUCGGAGGAUCAUGACGGCCAUCAUUGAAAAAUUGAGAAGAAAGCGCAAGCUUUCGUCCGAGCUUCAUGCUCGAUGGGGCGACGUGUCUAUCAGCUAUCCCACCGAGGGAUCAUGGAGUCAAUGUCAGUCCUCCGGGGGAGUCCCCAACGCCUUUCCCGCAAGGCCCUCUGAGCAGAGUCGAAGACAUGGCUCGCUUGAUGCGUUGGACCGACCGGCGGGGUCGUCGCGAAUGCCCACUCCGUUACGCUCGGGCGAUCGCAAGGCCUCUGUCGACUCGGCCAUGACGAUACCCACCGGCCACUACGACGCCAAACUCCGUGGUCGAUCGAAGACCAAGACGCCCUAUCCUCAUUCCCCGCGAGCAUGGGAGGCAGAUUCCGACGAGUGCUCAGCUGACGAGGACGAAGAGGAAGACGUGCCCUCGGCCCUAGGCGACUCCCGGGGACGAUAUCAUCACCAUCACCCCCAAAGUGCUUCUCGUGUCGGGGCCCGGGACGAGGACCCCUAUGCGCGAGCAUCUAAGUCACCCCCGUUAUCGGUGACAUCUCGCAUGCGCCGCUGCAGUCUACAGAGUACGGCUACGGAGCCAACUACGAUGCCCACGACUGCCAGUUCCAAGCACUCCAGUUUCGUUUCCUCGGUACCUUCGGUACCCUCGAUGCCAUCUGAGGAACCCCGGUCCUAUCAUCCUGUGCACCAGGACAAAAAGCCACCGCAGCAACCCCAACAGCAGCCGCCGCCACGACGGACCAAACCCCGCGAGGCAGACCCAGUGAGGAGACAGGAAUUGGUGCCAUCGUACGAUGAACUCUACGGAUAG